Messenger RNA from Didymodactylos carnosus, 333 nucleotides. Lineage: Eukaryota; Metazoa; Rotifera; Eurotatoria; Philodinida; Philodinidae. The record is from the annotation of a GenBank genome assembly.
AUGUACCAUGCAUCACUUCAAGUUUUGAUAACUUAUCUACUUGCUUCAUCAAUUGAUGAUAUUGAAGAUCAAAUAAUUUCAAUGAUACUGUCUAAACAAUAUUCAGGAUUAGCUGCUGGAGCAUUAUGUCGUUUAGAUGCAGAAGGCAUUAUAAAAUUGCAGCCAAUAUAUGCUUAUAUGGAUGGAGAUAAAUAUAAAACUGGUUAUGGUUACUUAAAAAUGGUGUCCGAUAAUAAUGGAUCAAAUCGACGUUCAUUAAUGAGCAAACUGGCUGAGUAUGGAAUUACUGUAGUCAGUUAUUUAGAAUCUUUUAUUGAUCAAUCAAAAAUCUAG